Molecule: messenger RNA, 3652 nt
Organism: Mustela lutreola (European mink)
Lineage: Eukaryota; Metazoa; Chordata; Mammalia; Carnivora; Mustelidae
Gene: GOLM1
Product: golgi membrane protein 1
Exons: 10
Coding region: 210-1430 (406 amino acids)
Cellular component (GO): Golgi apparatus
Source: RefSeq, a predicted model, not a curated record
GAGGGCCACAGGCCGAAAAAUUAAAGCUUGAGGGAUAACAGUCUUGGGGAGACCAGGAACUGGGACAGAUUGGUGGAAGAUAAAAGACAAAUCUGUGGGGCUAGACCUCCUAAACUCCUGCUAUUCCUUGGCCCCUUUUCCUCUGGGUGGUUUGGGCCGGGACCACUGAAGGAGACGCGAGUGUGGCGAGAUUCGCCCCAGCCUUUGAGAUGAUGGGACUGGGAAACGGGCGCCGGAGCAUGAAGUCGCCGCCCCUCGUGCUGGCUGCCCUGGUGGCCUGCAUCAUUGUCCUGGGCUUCAACUACUGGAUCGCCAGCUCCCGAAGCGUCGAUCUCCAGACCCGGAUCCUGGAGCUGGAGGGCCGGGUCCGCAGGGCCGCUGCGGAGAGAGGCGCGGUGGAGCUGAAGAAGAACGAGUUCCAGGGGGAGCUGGAAAAGCAGCGGGAGCAGCUCGACCGGAUCCAGUCCAGCCACGACUCGCAGCUGGAGAGCGUCAACAAGAUCUACCAGGACGAAAAGGCGGUUUUAGUGCAUAAUAUCACCACAGGAGAGAAGCUCAUCAGAACCCUGCAAGACCAGUUAAAGGCCCUGCAGAAGAACUAUGGCCGGCUGCAGCAGGACGUGCUCCAGUUCCAGAGGAACCAGACCAACCUGGAGCGGAAGUUCUCCUACGACCUGAGCCAGUGCAUCAGUCAGAUGAAGGAGGCGAAGGAGCAGUGUGAGGAGCGGAUAGAAGAAGUCACGAGGAAGGGGAAGGAGGCCGCUGCUUCCAGAGACCCGAGUGAGAAAAAGGACCAAAACCAGCAGCUCCGAGCCCCCAGCGAGCUUCAGCCCAGGCCGCAGGACGCAGACCUGCCCCAGGCAGAGGUGCUGCCGGUGAAAGGAAUCGUGCCCAGCAACGGCGAGCCCCAGACACCAGCCCCCAGUUCUGAGGUGGCUUUGGAUUUGAAGAGACAAGGUGAGAGAGAGGAAACCAACGAGAUCCAGGUGGCCAGUGAGGAGGAGCUUCCGAGGGACAGCCUGGGGCUGCCGCCGGAGCCGGGCCGCGAGCAGGCUGUGGAGGCGGACGCAGCCGCGGCUGGCAGAGGCCCGGGGGGAGCUGGCGCGGUGGGCCAGACCGCACGGGCGCCGGCGGCCAGGCUGGCCGGCCAGGAGAAUCGGGACGCGGAGGACCUCGAGCGGGAGCAGCUGGUCAUCCCUGAUGGGCAGGAGGAGGAGGAGCAGGACGCGGCCGAGGAAGGAAGACACGAGCAAAAGCUGGGGGGAGAGGACGACUACAACAUGGAUGAAAAUGAGGCAGAAUCAGAAACCGAUAAGCAGGCAGCCCUAGCAGGGAACAACAGAAACCUGAACGUUCUUAAUGCUGAAAAUCAGAAAGGAGACAUGAUAAAUUUACUUGAUCAGCGUGAAAAGAAGAACCAAACACUCUGAAUCAACUGGAAUCCUAUACCUCAGGAUUGAAGAGAGAUCACUACAAAAUAUUUAUGAGGGGAUGAAUACUGUGAAAUGUCCUAAGUAAAAUAUACAUCUAAAGAUGAUUAUUGUGGAGUUUUAAUAUGUACUUUAUGUAGGAAAAUGAUUGUGUUAGAGAUGGUUUUGGGGGGUAUUUUCAAGGUGUUUAUACUAAGGUGUCAAAAUUUGUCAGCUAAUAGGUAUGAGCAAAUCAACAUCAAAAACAGAACCCAAGUUCUCCAAGUAUGGGGACAGUGGUGCUUCAGAGAUUCUGGAAUGUAACUUAAAAAAAAAAAAAAAAAUCAAAGCCUGUAGGAGGAGACUGUCUUCUGACACCAAGAGACCCGCCACACCUAAGAAUUCUUCUCUGGUCCCUCUGGUGUCCUUCUUCACAUGCUGUGCCGAGUGGCCCGUACCAGCCUGGUACUUCUGUUCUCCCACGUCAGUGCCGAAUGAUUACUGGCUUAUGCUCUCAUGUGCUCACUUCUGGUUCAGACAGUCAGAGGCCUGGAGCACAAAACUGUUAAACAAACAUCACUAGCAACAGUUUUAAACAAGUCUAUAUACAAAGGCAUUUUAUGUGAGAAUUUAAAAAAAAACCCUAUUUGUAUAACCUGUCAUUAACAUACAAAAAUGCUUGACUUGUCAUUUGAACAUUUGUGAUCUAUUUUUACUUUGCUUAAUAAUGUGUGGACAAAGCAAAAUCUUCUGUAUUAAGUCUGUAUUACCAAGAGCCAUGAGUGGAUCAGACUUCAGACAGAACAGGGCCAAAGCAGAGAUGACCCUGGGGCCUGUGGCAGAGCAAGGUGGGGGGGGGGGCAGCACAGCACUACAGGGGCAUGUUUGCUGUGGACAGACUGCCUACUGCACCAUCGUAGGGAAAAAAGAGGAAGCUGAUGUUAAGAGCAUAUACAGUGUUACACAGGGGGAGAAUUUAGAAAGGCAAGAGAAAUGCAACAGUUGUUUUUGCCACAGUUCAUAAAUUUGGCUUGUGGCAAAUGACUUAUCAAAAGUGAUUUAAAAAUCAAAAGUUAAUGUUAAUUUGAAAAGGACUAAUCGUAAUUCAGAUUGAGUUGCUUCUCAGUAUUUCCAGUAAAUAGGCUCUUGCCACUUAAAAAUGACUGGCAGAGUCAUACACAGGAUGCUGAGGUCUUGAGGGUAAGAAGGUGGUGAUGCUUAUUAAAUACACGUCACCGGACUUGAGAUGCAGGAGCCUCAGACCACCUGGGAUAACCAGUUAACUUUGGAGAGGAAACGGGGGUCCAGAUAAGUUACAGGGCUGUGCCGCAGGCUGGACAGCUGAUGAGCCACAUGCCAGGCCCCUCACCUGGUCUGGACUCCGGUGCCCCUGGCUGGCACUGAAGGCAGGACCUGGUUUGCAUUCAGGUUAAGAUCUCCAAUGUGAAUGCUACCCUAUAGGUUAUCUGUUUACUUAAUUACUAAGAUUAAACUUUUCUACCCAGAAAAGGCAACUAAAGAAGGGUGUUUGUAAGAUUCCCUUUGUGUCUUAGCCUUACGCUUAAUAGUCUCUCUUGCUUUUUCAAUAAAGCGUCUAUUCAUUUCAUUUUAAUUAGUGUGCAGAGUUCUAAGAAACAAGACUGACUGUUCAGCUGCUUUGUUUUCUUUACUGCCCUACUGGAUCCCUGAAGAAUCAGCUUGCCAAUCAUGGAUCAAGAGUGGUGGUCUGCCUUAAACCUUGUGGACUAAGAUGGGUCAUCAAUAUAAGUAAAAAAUAACCAUGCUGUUUCCAUCUUCAUGUAUAGAGGCAUCAAAGGCCCUUCGUUCAGGAGGUGUGUACUGUGAGCGAUCUCUCCAGUCAUGCUUUCUUACCACUGGCUUACCUUCACAUCACACAGGCACUUGUUUUGAGGCAACAAUUUAGAGGUGACGUGGCUGUUUUGUUUUUGUUUUUUUAAAAAGCAAAACAAAAACCUGUGUAAUAUAAAUACGUAAAAACCCCUACUUUGGUCUUUUUAAUCAGCACCUAUUCCAAUUUUUAAUAGGUGUGAGCUCUGUAAUUUACACUUUCUCUAUAUUCUCAAAUGGUAUGUAGACAGGAAUGGGAGGACUCAUCUUUUCUUCUGCAGAUGGGACUGCAGAUUCCCUGCACAAUACUCAGACUUCUUGAGUAAUGACAGCGCUGCAAAUACUUAAUGUACUUUCGUGUGAUGGAAUUUGAGAAAUAAACCAAUAUGUGUUAA